AUGCAUCGCACACACCACACCACUACCACCACCACCACCCGCCGUGGCAUGUUUGGCCGCAAGCACGUCGUCCACCACCAGAAGCGCAAGCCCACUCUGGGUGACAAGAUCUCUGGUGCCAUGCUCAAGCUCAAGGGCUCCCUCACCCACCGCCCCGGCGAGAAGGCCGCUGGCACCCGCCGCAUGAGAGGCACAGACGGCCGUGGAAGCCACCGCUCCGGCCGCCGCCGCACUGGCCGCUACUGGUCCGGCGAAGGUAACCAACCGCCACUGCUCAAAUACACCGCCACCAAACCGGCGUGA
Messenger RNA from Pestalotiopsis fici W106-1, 303 nucleotides. RefSeq lists its product as uncharacterized. The transcript has 2 exons. The record is from RefSeq and is a predicted model, not a curated record. Lineage: Eukaryota; Fungi; Ascomycota; Sordariomycetes; Amphisphaeriales; Sporocadaceae. Bases 1 to 303 code for a protein of 100 amino acids.